This is a messenger RNA of Lindgomyces ingoldianus, 1506 nucleotides long. Its product is annotated as putative AP-1 adaptor complex subunit MU. Gene Ontology annotation, molecular function: clathrin-cargo adaptor activity. Lineage: Eukaryota; Fungi; Ascomycota; Dothideomycetes; Pleosporales; Lindgomycetaceae. Gene Ontology annotation, cellular component: clathrin-coated vesicle; clathrin adaptor complex. The transcript is spliced from 6 exons. Gene Ontology annotation, biological process: vesicle-mediated transport; intracellular protein transport. The coding region runs from base 109 to 1449 and encodes 446 amino acids. The record is from RefSeq and is a predicted model, not a curated record.
CUGUCACUUACGCUCCAGAUACCUCUCUCUCGCCCUUCUUUCUGCUCAAGAUGAGCCGGUGACCUGCUAUACUGUUGUGAUCCAUUUCCACUUUUGAUCUCACGCAAUAUGGCCUCUGCUGUGUUCUUCCUCGACCUGAAGGGCAAGACCCUUCUGGCGCGAAACUAUAGGGGAGAUAUCCCCAUGUCCGCUGUGGAAAACUUCCCCAUACUACUCAGCGAAGCCGAAGAAGAGAGCUCCGCAGUCCCACCAUGCUUUUCGAACGAAGGCAUCAAUUACCUCUACAUUCGCCAUAACAACCUCUACCUCCUUGCUCUUACGAAACGAAACACAAACGCCGCCGAGAUCCUCCUUUUCCUGCACAAGAUAGUCGAAGUCUUUACUGAAUACUUCAAGGAACUGGAGGAGGAGAGCAUACGGGAUAACUUUGUUAUCAUCUAUGAAUUACUGGACGAGAUGAUGGAUUUCGGAUACCCUCAGACGACUGAGAGCAAGAUAUUGCAAGAAUACAUCACGCAAGAAUCGCACAAACUCGAAGUCCAAGCACGUCCGCCGAUUGCAGUUACAAACGCUGUCAGCUGGCGAAGCGAAGGUAUUCGGUACCGCAAGAACGAAGUCUUCCUCGACGUCAUCGAAUCCCUCAACCUCCUCGUUUCUGCAAACGGCAAUGUUUUACGAUCCGAGAUUCUUGGUGCUAUUAAAAUGAAGUGCUAUCUGUCGGGUAUGCCUGAGCUGCGAUUGGGCUUGAAUGACAAGGUCAUGUUUGAGACAACAGGGCGAGCAACACGAGGGAAGGCUGUGGAAAUGGAGGAUGUCAAAUUUCAUCAGUGCGUGCGGUUAUCGAGGUUUGAGAACGACAGGACUAUUAGCUUCAUCCCACCAGAUGGCGAGUUCGAGCUAAUGAGCUACCGGCUGAAUACACAAGUCAAGCCAUUGAUCUGGGUGGAAUGCAUUGUGGAGAGCCAUUCUGGAAGUAGAAUAGAGUACAUGCUGAAGGCAAAAGCUCAGUUCAAGCGACGAAGCACAGCCAACAACGUCCAAAUCUCAAUACCCGUCCCUGAAGACGCCGACACACCGAGAUUCCGAACGAACAUUGGUACUGUGCACUACGCCCCUGAAACAUCAUCGAUCGUGUGGAAGAUCAAACAAUUUGGUGGCGGGAAGGAAUUCCUCAUGCGUGCGGAGCUUGGCCUUCCUUCAGUACGGGGAGACGACGAGAAAGGUGGUGGCAUGAUGGGUGGAUUUGGUGGCAGCAUGGGCGGUGUUGGAGGCGGUAAGGGGAAAAGACCGAUCAGCGUGAAGUUUGAGAUCCCGUACUUCACCACAAGUGGUAUCCAAGUGCGGUACCUUAAGAUUAUCGAACCAAAGCUUCAAUAUCCCUCACUGCCGUGGGUUCGAUACAUUACGCAAUCCGGUGAUAUCGCGGUGCGAUUACCGGAUGUACAGUAGAUGAAGGAUUGAUAUAGAAAUGCCAAAGGGAACACCAAGUGUGCCCAUGAUAGUUCC